GAGAAACUAAAAAAAGCAAUCCGGCCGAUCACAGCGAUGCUGGUUUUACUCCUCUUUUCGUCGGUUUUCAUCGCGGAAACGGCACAAAUCCACAAGGACCGGGAUGCGGCGGUGGGCGGAUUCAAUCAAACGGGCAGCACCUUCAACCCGCUCUCGGCGCUGGUCAAGUGUUCCUUCCUGCCGCUGGAAUUCAUGGAGUGCGACGAUGUGCUCAAUCUCAAAGGAAACCGCACGGCCCGGGACGAGCAGGGUUACGGGUGCGUUCGCUUGGGCGGAGUCUACUACGACGAGGUGGAGAUCACGAAGGUGAAAUGCACGGUGUACGAGAGUAUCGAGUGUUACGGACCGCGUGAGUUCAUGCGAGAUGGAUUCCCGUGCAUCAAACAAACGGAUCACUACUUCGUCACGACGCUCCUGUACAGCAUACUGCUCGGAUUUCUCGGGAUGGACCGGUUCUGUCUCGGCCAGACGGGAACAGCCGUCGGAAAGCUGCUCACGCUCGGCGGAAUCGGUAUCUGGUGGAUCGUCGAUAUCGUGUUGCUGAUAACCAACAAUCUGCUACCGGAGGAUGGCAGCAACUGGAACACGAAAGUGUAACAACCGAGAGGAAGAAAUUGAUGGUUGGAACAGCGAAUUUAUAGAAAAAGGUGCUUCUUCUUAUAUUCUGUUGUUAAAAAUAAGAGAAGAUUGCCGUAAACGCUUAUUAGCUAAUUUGCUCGCCCGUUUGGCUACUAUCCUAUCCUUUGUACAGUUUGCGUUUGAAGGUGGUUUUGUAAAUAGUUUCUCGAUCUUUGAUCAUGCCCUGCCUAAAGAUAAGAAACCUUAACAUAAUAGAGAACGAAAAUGUAAAAAUAAGAUGCUUUGCAGCAAAAGUAAACUGGGUAUUGCGAAGACUACACACCGGUUGCCUUGUGCGGGUGGGGAACACAAAAUCGAUAUUCGAUAUUUUUUUUUCCUAAACUAAGAAAUUGAUCGAUACAACGUUGUUCGACGCUCAAUUGUUUCUAAAACGAAAAACAAAAAUCCAUUUAUCCUAAAAGCUA
This is a messenger RNA of Anopheles aquasalis, 1043 nucleotides long. It is a transcript of the gene amrt, whose product is annotated as TM2 domain-containing protein 2 amaretto. The record is from RefSeq and is a predicted model, not a curated record. NCBI's taxonomy places the organism in Eukaryota, Metazoa, Arthropoda, Insecta, Diptera, Culicidae.